AUGGUCUCGAGUGAGUACAUCAAAGGCUACUAUCGGCGAGCAGUUGCCAAUAUGGCGCUGAACAAGUUCAAAGAGGCCGUCAAAGACUUCCGGGCGGUGGUCAAGGUUGCCCCCAAGGAUGCGGAUGCAAAGCAGAAGCUCACCGAGUGCGAGAAGGAGCUGCGCCGCCAGGAGUUUGAGAAGGCGAUCAUGGUCGACGAUGAGCACAAGGUCAGCAUCAUCAAGCAGCUCGGCGAUCUCGAAGCCAUCAUUGUCGAGCCAAGCUACGAUGGCCCUCAUAUGACGGACGACGGCAUCACGCUCGAGUUUGUCACCCAGAUGAUGGAGCAUAUGAAGAAACAGAGCAAGCUGCACAAAAAAUAUGCACUCAAGCUGAUGAUCGCGUGCAAGGAGCUGUUUGAGAAGCAGCCCCCAAUCGUCAAGAUCGACAUUCCCGAAGGCGCCAAGAUCACGGUCUGCGGCGACAUCCAUGGACAGUUCUAUGACCUCCUCCAUAUCUUCGAACUCAACGGACUGCCCUCGCCCACAAACAUGUACCUGUUCAACGGCGAUUUCGUGGACCGUGGCUCGUUCUCGGUCGAAUGCAUCCUCACGCUCCUGGCUUUCAAAUACCUGUACCCCAACGCCUUCUUCAUGUCCCGCGGCAACCACGAAACUGACGACAUGAACAAAGUCUACGGCUUCGAAGGCGAGGUCAAGGCAAAGUACUCGGACCUUACUUUCAAGCUGUUCUCUGAGAUCUUCAAUGCUGUUCCGCUCGGCAACCUGAUUGGCGAGAAGAUCCUGGUCAUCCAUGGCGGUCUGUUCUCGCGCGAUGGUGUGACUCUCGACGAACUUUAUGCCAUCGACCGCUUUAAGCAGCCCGGCAACGAGGGUCUCAUGUGCGAGCUGCUGUGGAGCGACCCACGAAUGCUGCCCGGCCGUGGUCUCAGCAAGCGUGGCGUUGGCAUCCAGUUUGGCCCAGACGUCACCGAGGACUUCCUCCGGACCAAUAACCUGAAGAUGAUCAUCCGCAGCCACGAAGUGAAGGACGAAGGAUACUGCAUCGACCACGACGGAAAGUGCGUCACCAUCUUUAGUGCGCCCAACUACUGCGACAGCGUUGGCAACAAGGGCGCCUUCAUCACCAUCACACCUGAUCUGGAGCUGAAGUACACCAAGUUCGAGGCCGUUCCGCACCCGCCCGUGAAACCGAUGCAGUAUGCUGGACGGUUUGCAAGCAUGUUCUAGAAGGGCGAUCAAAGUCACAAAGCUUCGGCCUGGUGUCGCCGUGUACAGCCAGCGAGUUGUUGGGAUAAGGCACGAACCAUCGCCGAGCAACUACUGGAAUCACCGCUGUGGCGAAGCAUGUGCCAGGUCGAAGAACACAAAUAUGCCCGCACGGAUACGUCAUCCGCCCAACUUGUUGCGGCCAGCCAAAGCCAACACGACCAGAAUCGGCAGCCGACAUCCCAGUGAACUUUGGUGGCCUUUGAGCAAUGCGCUUUCUUCGCCCACCUAUGCCUGCUCUUCCUGUUUUCUCUUUUGACACCCUCUUUGGACUAUCUUUGCAUCGACCCUGGACUCUUCCCUGUGCCA
This is a messenger RNA of Polychytrium aggregatum, 1578 nucleotides long. Its product is annotated as Metallo-dependent phosphatase-like protein. The transcript has 7 exons. Bases 1 to 1230 code for a protein of 409 amino acids. Lineage: Eukaryota; Fungi; Chytridiomycota; Chytridiomycetes; Polychytriales. Gene Ontology annotation, molecular function: protein binding; protein serine/threonine phosphatase activity. Gene Ontology annotation, cellular component: cytosol; nucleus. The record is from RefSeq and is a predicted model, not a curated record.